GCAGGCGAAAGAACAGAGAGAAAGGGCGGGAGGGUUUUGUUACUUUUGUAUUUUCCCAUUUCCACCCUAAAAUUUUCUUUGCCCCCAAACCCCUUCUCUACCUCCUCUCCAAUCAAUGGACUGCCAAGAGGCUCCUGCCACCGCCACCAUUGCCGAUAUCCCCACCCCACCGCAUGGUUCUCCUGAUUUCAUCCCCGUCGGAUUCCCAGAUGUCAUCCUUCCGGAGAUUCUAUCUCCUACGUCCGAUGAGUACCACGACCACGACAAUGAGCACGGUCAAGAUCACGACCAUAACCAGGAGAACUCGUCCGGAGCUGGAGUGCCCACUGAUGAUCUCAAACACAAAAUAAUUAAGCAGGUGGAGUAUUAUUUUAGCGAUGAAAAUUUGCCUACCGACAAGUAUCUGAUGUCAUUUGUAUAUCAUUAUGCUUAUGUAUAUCAUAAGGCUGUCAUUUGUUGAAGGGAUUGUUGGCAUCCUUACUGCCCUACUAAGAAGAGUAUUAAUUCAAGUGGUUGGCCCUUUUCCGUUAUUAACAUAUUUAAUUUCUUUGAGAUGAAUGAAGAUCCAAACACCUUGUAGAUUGUGGUUUAAUUGAUUGAUCUGAAUAUAAAUAUUUCGCAAGCUGAAAAUAAUGCUUGUUGGUGAUUUUUUUCCUGGAUUUGCUUUCCAUUUAGCUAACAAUGAUAGGAGAUUCCUCUUGAAUGGAGAUGAAAGUGAUGAAAUAAAGCAGGUACUUAUGACAGGUCAUUCCUAGCUCAGAUGUUUUCCUGGUGCAACCAAAUCUUGCUGUGCCGAACUUCUAGGCUAGGUCUGACUGAAUGACUAUGCAACUAACUGCUGUCUGAUUCAUUCUCUAUUCCUUUAACUCAUAAAUGCUAAUUGUUUUAUUCAAAUAUCCAUAAUAUAUUUUCUUAAACUGAUCUAAUUCCAUUGCCCAUCAGUCUAAUCUGACAUCUUUGAUCUGGUGAUAAUAGCCAAAAUAUAUAUAUUGGCGUAACUGGACUGAUUAUUUGAGUUUGAUCCUCUCUCCUCUCCCUGGGAAGAACAAUGUUGAAUGCUUAUUUGAGGUCAAAGCUACCUUGUCAUGUGCUUACUAAUGCCCCAAUAAAUAACUAAAGAACCCAAAUUUUC
Rubroshorea leprosula is the source of this 1132-nucleotide messenger RNA. The record is from the annotation of a GenBank genome assembly. NCBI's taxonomy places the organism in Eukaryota, Viridiplantae, Streptophyta, Magnoliopsida, Malvales, Dipterocarpaceae.